Salvelinus sp. IW2-2015 is the source of this 4079-nucleotide messenger RNA. RefSeq names its product lysine-specific demethylase 4A. Gene Ontology annotation, molecular function: histone H3K36 demethylase activity; histone H3K9 demethylase activity. Gene Ontology annotation, biological process: chromatin remodeling; regulation of gene expression. The record is from RefSeq and is a predicted model, not a curated record. Lineage: Eukaryota; Metazoa; Chordata; Actinopteri; Salmoniformes; Salmonidae. Gene Ontology annotation, cellular component: chromatin; nucleus.
AACCAACGAUAAUGUCGUUUUUAAACCCAGUCUCUUUCUAUAUUUGUUUAGUGAUAAUAAUCUAAUUUAUUUGGAAAAAAAUAUUGGCUGAUAUUGCACGUCGACAAAAUCGUUCACUGAUUGGCUCGCUAGCUACGUCUGAAUUUAUGCGUAUGAUGGUAAACAUCUGAGCGUGCGCUUGCGUACUGGUAGUAAUGGAGGACAGGUCCUUCUCUUCGGGGUAAAAUCGGAAUUACUUUUGAUAUCAAGACAACAACUGCCCAAUAAUUAUCGGUUGAAGCUGUUUAACAUUGUUGGUCCGUUCUAUUUAGGAUGGCGUCUGAUUCGGGGCCUCAGGCUCCCGGCUCCAAAGGGAUCAUGACCUUUCACCCCACCGCUGAGGAGUUCCAGAACUUCAGCCGCUACAUUGCCUACAUGGAGUCCCAGGGAGCACACAAAGCCGGCCUGGCUAAAAUCGUGCCACCGAAGGAUUGGAAACCCAGGAAGUCCUAUGACGAUAUAGAUGACCUGGUGAUCCCAGCUCCCAUCCAGCAGGUAGUGACGGGCCAGUCAGGUCUGUUCACCCAGUACAACAUCCAGAAGAAGCCCAUGACCGUCCGAGAGUUCCGCAAGACGGCCAACAGCGACAAGUUCUGCAGUCCUCGCUAUACCGACUUUGAAGAGCUGGAGAGGAAGUACUGGAAGAACGUAACCUUUAACCCGCCCAUCUACGGGGCUGAUGUAAACGGAACGCUCUAUGACCCAGAUGUGACCGAUUGGAACAUCGGCAAACUGAACACCAUCCUGGACACGGUGGAGCACGAGAGUGGCAUCACCAUCGAGGGGGUGAACACGCCCUACCUGUACUUUGGCAUGUGGAAGACCACCUUCGCCUGGCACACCGAAGACAUGGAUCUCUACAGUAUCAACUACCUCCACUUUGGAGCGCACAAGUCCUGGUACUGCGUUCCUCCAGAGCAUGGGAAAAGAAUGGAGCGCUUGGCUCAAGGGUUUUUCCCUGGAAGCCACCAAAAUUGCGAAGCCUUCCUGAGGCACAAGAUGACCCUCAUCUCUCCCUCCAUAUUGAGGAAAUAUGGCAUUCCAUUUGAGAAGAUCACUCAGGAGCCGGGUGAAUUCAUGGUGACGUUUCCCUAUAGCUACCACGCCGGCUUUAACCACGGCUAUAACUGUGCAGAGUCCACUAACUUUGCCACUGAAAGAUGGAUUGAGUAUGGAAAGCAAGCCAUACUGUGUUCGUGCAGGAAGGACAUGGUGAAGAUCUCCAUGGACCUGUUUGUGAAGAAGUACCAGCCGGAACGCUACGAGCAGUGGCUGGCGGGUCGGGACACGGGGUCCAUUGACCACUCACGACCCACCCCAGAGGCCAAGGAGUUCCUGGGGGAGGAGGAGGGGAAGGACUGCAUCUCCCAUGAGCCCUGUGUGGAGGAGCUCAACACGGAGGGGGAGAGAAAGAGCCCCACACAGAGGAUAGGGACCAAGAGGCACCGAGUGUGUCUGGAUGUACCUGACGAGGUGGUCCCUAAAGAUGAAGAAGAGGAAGAGGAGUAUGGGAAGAAAGCCAGACUAGGCCUCACCACUCAGGGCACGGGAGCAGAGGAGUGCAAAGAUACAGGGAACCUCACUGACCUCACCUUGAGGAACCUCCCUAAUGUAAAGACAGACCCAAUGCAGGGCAACAGCAGCAGAAACACUACUCCGCAAAAAGUCACCAUCCCCUCCACCAGCAAUCAUGCGGUGGCCAUUUUGGCUCAACCCCAGUCGCACAGAAACGGGCACCUUCCAGUAGUGGCUCCUCCAGCCAGGACUGGCCCCUCCACCCAGCCGAUCAGAAAGCUAGGGGUGGCCAGCCUGCUCUUUCAUAAGACCCAGAGCCCUAAGGAGGCCCUGCAGGUCCACAGCUACGCCCGUGAGAACCAGCAGCAGAUUCACCACACCCACCUCCAUGUGCACAGUUACGCCAGGGAACACCUGCCACGGCACCUCCAACCCCACCUCCAACUCAAGGCCAAGCCCCAGGCCCAAGUCAAGGCCGAGCAGCAGGAGUCCCACGUCCCAUCUACCAAAGGAGAGCAGAACCAGGCCGACGCACAGAUUCCCUGUAAGGGAGAACCGGUUGAAACCAAAGCCCAGACCCAAGGCCUCGGUAAGUGGCGGCAGCAUCCUGGCGAGGCCCAGGCUUGGGAGGAGAGGUCCGAAGCCAGGUCCCCUAGCAGUCCAGAGCCUGUCCAGACCCAAGCACACACCAAGGCAGCCAAGAGGGUCGAGGCGGAGGUCCGAAGGGACAGGCGGAAGCAAUGUCUUUCCCCUGUGCAGGCGGAGGUAACUUUAAUGAAGCAGACAAACGUACGUCCAAGUAAGCCGACGAUCUUACGUCCAAGUAAGCUGACAAACUUAAGUCCAAGUAAGCAGACGGAUUCAAGUUCAAGUAAGCAGACGGAUUCAAGUUCAAGUAAGGAGACGGAUUCCAGUCAGAGUAAGCAGACGGAAUGCAAGAGCAUGAAGAGCAAACCGCAUCCUCUCCUCCGCAAACUGUCCAAACAGCACCCACUACUCAGGCCCAGGGAAAGCUCCAGUGAUGACGAUGAGCUGUAUGUGAAUAUGGAGGAUGAACCAGAGGAGACGGAGGAGUGGGCCAAGCCCCUGGCCCAGCUGUGGCAGAGUAGACCCUACAACCCCCAGGCGGAGAGGGAAUACAACAAACUCAUGGGCCUGCAGGCCCCCUACUGCUCCAUCUGCCUGCUUUUCCACACAUAUGACCAGUCGGAGUCUAGCGGCAACCCCAGCUACACUCUAAAAGGCCGGCGAGGGGGCAGACAGAGGUCCAAGCCCCUGAUCCCGGAGAUGUGUUUCAGCACCACCAAUGACAAAACCAACAACAGCAGCGAUAGCGGCGUGGGCCAACUUUCCACCCCUCACCUGGAGGAGGACGGUACCAGCCUCCUGGUCAGCUGCUCCCAGUGCUGUGUCCGCGUUCACGCCAGUUGCUAUGGAGUUUCUGCAGACCAAGUGUCAGAUGAGUGGAUGUGUGCCCGCUGUGAGGCCAACGCUUUAACUGAGGACUGCUGCCUGUGUUCACUGCGAGGGGGAGCUCUACAGAGAGCCAACAACGACAAGUGGGUGCAUGUGCUGUGUGCGCUCGCGGUCCUGGAGGCGCGCUUCGUGAACAUCACCCACCGCAAUCCCGUGGAUCUCAGCUACAUCCCUCUGGCCAGGUUCCAACUGAAGUGUUUCUACUGUAAGCGGCGGGUGAAGAGGGACGUGGGCUGUUGUGUGCAGUGUUCCCAUGGCCGCUGCAUCACCGCCGUCCACCCCACCUGCGCCCAGGCUGCUGGCCAGCUCAUGCAGCCUGACGACUGGCCCUUCAUCGUCCACGUCACCUGCUACAGGCACAAGUCACCCGUCCUGCCGGAGCGCAAUAAGGCGGCCAUGCGAGAGCUAGAGGUGGGCCAGAAUGUUAUUUGUAAGCACAAAAAUGGCCGCUACUACCAGUGUGAGGUGCUGGAGCUGACCAUCGCCACCUUCUACGAGGUCGUCUUCGACGACGGCUCCUACAGCGACAACCUCUUCCCAGAGGACAUUGAGAAUCGGGACUGCGUGAAGCUGGGCCCGCCAACAGUGGGCGACGUAGUGCAGGUGCGCUGGACCGACAACCUGCUUUACGGGGCCAAGUUUGUCGCGUCGCACUCCAUCCCUAUGUACCAGAUGGAGUUUGAGGACGGGUCGUCGCUGUCUGCUAAGAGGGAAGAAGUCUACAGUCUAGACGAGGAGCUGCCCAAACGAGUCAAGUCCCGAAUGUCCAAGGCAUCAGACAUGCGCUUCGACGGGAUCUUCACGGAGGUGGUGGUGAAGCAGGGCUCCAAAAGACAGCGAGUCAUCAACUCCCGUUACAGAGAGGACUAUAUCGAGCCUCUCAUAUACAGAGCUAUCAUGGAAUAACCCUCCUCUUUCUCUACUUCCUUAUAAACUCACCAAACACCCAGAGAGUGGGGCAUCUCUGGGCACCCUCAGCCUUGACAAGUGGCUCCAACCCUGGGUACCAGUACGAACAAACUCUCCCAUGUCCCUUGGACAUUUUUGUA